AUGGGGUAUUUCUCCUAUAUUAGAAGACCUUCGGACAGUAACACAGAGGAAUUAUCUCUGAACAAGCAGCUAGCACACCGGAUAGAUGUAUUCUUAUCAUUUCAUCCUUAUGCUAAACCACUGACCUUGUUAGUUGCCACUCUGCUCCUUAUUUGUCUUGGUGGCUUAGCACUUUUUGGUAUGACAGAUGAUAGCAUAACAGACUGCCUUUGGUUUUCAUGGACGUAUGUUGCAGAUUCAGGAAAUCAUACUAAUUCUGAAGGCAUUGGUCCACACCUAGUGUCAGUUUCUAUUAGUUUUGGUGGAAUGCUGAUAUUUGGCAUGAUGCUCGGAGUAGUUUCUGAUGCAAUCUCUGAGAAGUUUGACUCACUUAGGAAGGGAAGAAGUGAAGUAGUUGAGCAGAACCACACACUUAUACUUGGUUGGAGUGAUAAACUGGGAUCAUUAUUGAAUCAGCUUGCGAUAGCUAAUGAGUGUUUGGGGCGAGGAACUGUUGUGUUGGCUGAGCGGGAUAAAGAAGAGAUGGAACUUGAUAUUGCUAAAAUGGAGUUUGAUUUUGGAGGAACUUCUGUCAUAUGCAGAAGUGGAAGCCCCUUGAUUUUGGCUGACCUGAAAAAGGUGUCUGUCUCUAAGGCUUGUGCAAUAGUUGUCCUUGCUGAAGAUGGGAACGCUGACCAGAGUGAUGCCCGUGCUCUGAUGACAGUCUUAAGCCUUACGGGAGUAAAGGAGGGACUUCGGGGCCACCUAAUGGUUGAACUCGGUGAUCUUGAUAAUGAGGUCCUUGUGAAACUUGUUGGUGGAAAUCUUGUUGAAACUGUGGUAGCUCAUGAUGUAAUUGGAAGCUUAAUGAUUCAAUGUGCUAGACAGCCAGGUCUUGCGCAGAUAUGGGAAGACAUCCUUGGAUUUGAGAAUUGUGAGUUCUACAUCAACAAAUGACCACAGUUGCAUCGCGUGCAAUUUGAAGAAGUCCUAAUCAGCUUUCCUGAUGCUAUUCCUUGUGGAAUCAAGGUGGCAUAAUCAGGUGGAAAAAUAAUACUGAAUCCGGAUGAAUCAUAUGUGUUGCAAGAAGGGGAUGAGGUCCUUGUUAUUGCUGAGGAUGAUGACUCAUAUGCUACAGCAGCACUGCAUAUGGUUCAGAGGGGAAACUUGCCAAAGAACUUAAUUAUCUCAAAGACUACAGAGCGGAUUCUUUUUUUGAGGUUGGCGACGAGAUAUGGAGGAUAUGAUAAUGUUCCAGAGAAUGAUGAGGGUAAUGCUGUUAUUCGACGCCAUCUAGAAAGUCUUCCCUUGGAAUCAUUUGACUCGAUCUUAAUUUUGGCUGAUGAAUCAGUGGAAGAUUCCGCAAUUCAGGCUGAUUCCAGAUCACUUGCCACAUUACUGUUAAUACGGGAUAUUCAGGCCAAACGCCUCCCAUACAGAGAAUCUAUGGUUUCCAUAGUUCAUGGGGGUAGCUCCUCCCUGGGCUCCUGGAGAGAGGAGAUGCAGCAGGCUUCAGAUAAGUCAGUUAUAAUCAGUGAAAUUUUGGACCCGAGGACUAAAAAGCUCUUGUCUAUGUCAAAGAUAAGUGACUAUGUUUUGUCAAAUGAGCUAGUUAGCAUGGCAUUGGCCAUGGUGGCAGAGGAUCGUCAAAUAAAUGAUGUAUUGGAAGAGCUGUUUGCUGAAGAGGGAAAUGAGAUGCAAAUAAGAGGAGCAUCCCUAUACCUUUGUGACAUUGUGGAGUUGAGUUUUUAUGAAGUGCUUCUGCGUGCACGGCAAAGGAGACAGAUUGUGAUUGGUUACCGUCUUGCUAAUGCAGACAAAGCAGUCAUCAAUCCCCCAGCAAAAACAGAGAGAAGAAAAUGGUCAGUUAAGGAUGUUUUUGUUGUUAUAGCUGACAAGGAAUGAAAUAUGUAAUCCUUCCAGCCAACCUGAAUUUCUCGUGCAUCAUUGGUACCAUAAAUGCAAGAUGCCUGUAAGAUAUUGUCAGUCUCCUCUCGAGUCUCUUGUUCAAAUAAAUGAGUUGUGGAUGCAGAUGAAAUUGCACUACACAUCACAUUUUGGUUCAGGAACCAUAGCAUGAUACAAUCAACCAAUUUUUUUGCCUCAUCAACUCUUCACUUAGUAUACUAGGAUAAAGGACUGAACAAAUUUGCUUCAGGUUUCUCUAAAUGGCAUACAUUGUAGAAUUCUGUCAUGUAAAUGUGUAUAAUGUCAUUUUAAGGAUGUCAACUAUGUUGUUUAUCAACCCUACUAUUUGUUCUACAACAACAGAGUUGGCAAAACUAAUUAUGUUUAAAGGUCCUGUAAUGCAUGAAAACAUUGAUGUAUCA
Molecule: messenger RNA, 2309 nt
Organism: Solanum lycopersicum (tomato)
Lineage: Eukaryota; Viridiplantae; Streptophyta; Magnoliopsida; Solanales; Solanaceae
Source: RefSeq, a predicted model, not a curated record